AUGGUGAAAUGCAAAGUUAGAACUAGACAUAAAGGACACGUGAUGUCGCCACCGGCAUCAAGAUGUGGUCCUUAUUGUGGAACAGGCGUGUGCCCACCCCACUGCCCCUACCAUGGCUGCACACCGCCACCGCCACCGCCGAUACAUCACCACCCUCCUCCACCGCAUCAUCACUAUCCACCACCGCAUCAUCACUACCCACCCAAUCAUCACUAUCCUCAUCCACCGCCACCAAACUAUCCACCACACCAUCAUCACAACCACCCUCCGGGAGCCAUACCCAGAGAAUGGUUGCGAUAA
Arctia plantaginis is the source of this 300-nucleotide messenger RNA. The record is from the annotation of a GenBank genome assembly. Lineage: Eukaryota; Metazoa; Arthropoda; Insecta; Lepidoptera; Erebidae.